UUGGAGUUUUGGGCCUGGCCCAAGGACGAGACCGUCUUUUGGCCACUCUGAAAACCCUAGAGCUUCAUAUGAAAACCCUAAAAGCUGAAUUCAGAAUUCCGCUAGCUGUCGCAGUUUCACUUCCCUUCCCUUCUUCUCUUCCUUCACCGCCGGAAAAUGCCGCCGAAGUUCGACCCGACGCAGGUCGUCGACGUCUACGUCCGGGUCACCGGCGGCGAAGUCGGCGCGGCAAGCUCGCUCGCCCCCAAGAUCGGCCCCUUGGGCCUCUCUCCGAAGAAAAUCGGUGAAGACAUCGCGAAAGAGACCGCCAAGGAUUGGAAGGGCCUCCGCGUGACCGUGAAGCUCACCGUGCAGAACCGCCAGGCGAAGGUCUCCGUCGUGCCGUCCGCCGCGGCGCUCGUCAUCAAGGCCCUCAAGGAGCCCGAGCGCGACCGCAAGAAGACCAAGAACAUCAAGCACACGGGCAACAUUUCGCUCGACGACGUUGUCGAGAUCGCAAAGAUCAUGCGCCCGAGAUCAAUGGCGAAGGAUCUUAGCGGCACCGUGAAGGAGAUACUUGGGACGUGCGUGUCCGUCGGAUGUACGGUCGACGGGAAGAACCCGAAGGAUCUGCAGGAGGAGAUAGCCGACGGCGACGUUGAGAUUCCUCAGGACUGAUAUGUGAGCUCUCCCCGGAUUUUACAUUUUGCUCACUUCUGUGUCUCCGAUUUGGAGUACUUGUGAGCUUUGAAUGAUCUUCUUCUUCUUCUUCUUCUUCUUCUGGUUGGGGGAAUUCCUUAACCCAUUUCAAUUUAUGGGUUUUCUUUUCAGGGACCCCCAAGUUACAAUUGCGAAGGCAAUGUUGAAUGUUUGUGUUGUGUGGUGAUGAAUCUGAUAGAGUAUGAUUCUGGGUUUUUGGAAAAAUUGUGAGUUUUGGAUGAUUUGGAAUUUGCUUUGAGGUGAUUCAACUUCAACGUGUGAUUUUUUUCCAAUUUCCAUUACCCAGUAGUACAGGAGGACGAUUAGAAAGGAUACUUUAGGCAUGCGCCAUUAGCUGGGAAGGGUCCUCCUGUUGGAAUAGAAACCACUUUGGAAAUCC
This is a messenger RNA of Diospyros lotus (date-plum), 1078 nucleotides long. Its product is annotated as 60S ribosomal protein L12-like. The record is from RefSeq and is a predicted model, not a curated record. Gene Ontology annotation, molecular function: structural constituent of ribosome; large ribosomal subunit rRNA binding. Gene Ontology annotation, biological process: translation. Bases 157 to 657 code for a protein of 166 amino acids. Lineage: Eukaryota; Viridiplantae; Streptophyta; Magnoliopsida; Ericales; Ebenaceae. The transcript has a single exon. Gene Ontology annotation, cellular component: cytosolic large ribosomal subunit; ribosome.